AUGAGCCCAACCACAUUGCAACUACGUGACCAACAACCUCAUAUUGAAGGAAGUAUGAGCCCAACCACAUUGCAACUACGUGACCAACAACCUCAUAUUGAAGGAAGUAUGAGCCCAACCACAUUGCAACUACGUGACCAACAAACUCAUAUUGAAGGAAGUAUGAGCCCAACCACAUUGCAACUACGUGACCAACAACCUCAUAUUGAAGGAAGUAUGAGCCCAACCACAUUGCAACUACGUGACCAACAACCUCAUAUUGAAGGAAGUAUGAGCCCAACCACAUUGCAACUACGUGACCAACAACCUCAUAUUGAAGGAAAUAUGAGCCCAACCAUAUUGCAACUACGUGACCAACAACCUCAUAUUGAAGGAAGUAUGAGCCCAACCACAUUGCAACUACGUGACCAACAACCUCAUAUUGAAGGAAGUAUGAGCCCAACCACAUUGCAACUACGUGACCAACAACCUCAUACUGAAGGAUGUAUGAGCCCAACCACAUUGCAACUACGUGACCAACAACCUCAUAUUGAAGGAAGUAUGAGCCCAACCACAUUGCAACUACGUGACCAACAACCUGAUAUUGAAGGAAGUAUGAGCCCAACCAUAUUGCAACUACGUGACCAACAACCUCAUAUUGAAGGAAGUAUGAGCCCAACCACAUUGCAACUACGUGACCAACAACCUCAUAUUGAAGGAAGUAUGAGUCCAACCACAUUGCAACUACGUGACCAACAACCUCAUACUGAAUGA
Molecule: messenger RNA, 753 nt
Organism: Acanthosepion pharaonis
Lineage: Eukaryota; Metazoa; Mollusca; Cephalopoda; Sepiida; Sepiidae
Source: the annotation of a GenBank genome assembly